Molecule: messenger RNA, 1476 nt
Organism: Alternaria incomplexa
Lineage: Eukaryota; Fungi; Ascomycota; Dothideomycetes; Pleosporales; Pleosporaceae
Exons: 2
Coding region: 1-1476 (491 amino acids)
Source: RefSeq, a predicted model, not a curated record
AUGAAUUUCUCAUCCAACCCGCAGGAUGUACCUCGAGUUGAGGAACUCUUGCUUAGAGCUGGAGAGGAAUUCCCAAUGCUACAGUCACUGUUGGAUGGACCAACAGAAGAAGAGGCUGCCAAGGUUUUGCAUCGAUAUCGUGAGCUUUGUCAUUCACUUGAUGCGGCUCACCGGUCAUUGGACAAUCAUCGAGCAGACGCGGGGCUCUUGGAUAGUUUGAAGAUCGAGGUUCAUACGUUGAAAAGUACACUGCGAGCUAGUCGGACCGAGGUGGAGAGCCUGAGGACGGAGGUCAACAGCAAGCACCAACAGAUGCUGAAAGCUCAAGACAUGCUGGGCGAGCAAUAUGUAAUCCACGAACAAGAAAAGAGCUAUCUCGAGGCCCGAAUACACGAUGGUUCACAGCAACAGAAUAAAGAGGACAAGUCAACCAAGGCAUCUUCCGAAGGACAGUUAGGUGCGGCUCGUCAAGAGGAAGAGCAAAAGCGGUAUGAGCAAAAUAUUAGCAGUCUCAAAGAGCAGAUGGACGAAGAACACUGGAAGUGGGACGCGCACUUGCGAGAAGUGGAAGACACCUACGAAACUCGCAUAAAAGAUCUAGAGGUCAGCUUUGCCGAGCGGAUGAAGAACGAAUACGAGAAACAUUGCGAACAAACGCGGCAAGAGAUGGGGAGCCAUCAAAUGACGGUGAAUGAGUAUGAGUCAAAUGUCGCUCGAUUGAAGCUCAAUGCGGAACGAGAAGGACGGCUGUUGCGCGAAGAUUUACAAACUCAGCAAGAGAAACUUCGAGAAGAACAAAAGCGACACGAGAAGGAUCUCAAACGACAGGAAGCCGGACUGACCAAGAAGCACACGCAAGAAAUCUUGCAGCUUCAGACCACCCUGGCGGAGCAGAGACAAGAACUUUCUCAUCUCAGACAUGUCAAGGCCAAAGCUGACGAAGAAAGACUGCGCAUGCGCGAUGAAGUACGGGCGAGAACCACUCACUUCAGCGAGGAACAACAACGACUUCGAGAAUUGCUCAAGAAACAAAACGCUGAGCUGGUAGAGAAACAUGCCCUCGAAAUUAUGCAGCUUCGAUUAGCAAACGAGGAGUUAAAGCAGGCAUUCAUCGACAAGGCCUACCCACAGCGCACGAAAGCUCGAAGUGUUAAGGUGAUGCGAUACCGUGACAUCUCUACUCAGUUCUUUUCAGUAGUGAGUCAGGUACAAGACUUCACGAAUCUAGAAUGGGACAUGCGCCGUGAAGUGGAAUGGCCAUUCUCCAACGAUCAACUGUUACGCAUCCACAAAGUCAAUACAAGGGUGUUAAAGAAGGCUAUCCUGCAGAACACUAUGUGGACUCUACUAUACACGCACGUGUUUUGCACUCCGUUCGCUAUCUUGGGGUUGGAAGGAAAGAGUUGUGAUGAUGUAUGGUUAACAGUUUAUACCAAAGGUAGGCCCUCGUUCGUCCGAAUCAAGAUACUUGACUAA